AUGAACCCUCAAAACCUAUUCGCUCAACAACGUACAUCACAUUUCGUAAACGAGCAGGAGGCGCCACACGGGCGACGACUAACUGUGCAAGAACUACUCACCGACAACGCUCAUAACAUAAAUAGCGUUAAUAGUGGCAAUAUAAACGUUUCUCCUAUACAUAACCAUCCUAUACAUGACCAACAGCACAACUAUCAUUCAUCAUAUCCUCCGUCAACUCAACAAAUACACGAUAUAAACACCAUUCAUGAACAUAAUAAUCACUUAUCGGCGCGAGCUGUAGAUUCAGCAAGCCCUACAUCGUAUUUCCGGCCUGUAAGCGGCUCCGAGAAUAGAAAUGGAUACUCAAACAUGUUAUCUCGCUCUCUACCUUCUAACGAUGAACUAGAAGACGACGGAAGUUAUGAGAGUAGCAUCAACCCUAAUUAUGUAAGCUACGUUAACGACUUGAAUAUUUCUACCCAUGAUACGCAUACACUAUCGCCAACUUCACCACCACAAUAUGCCGUUAUGCCUCCAACUUCUCCCGCUACUCCCGUAUCUCCUAACCAGCAGCCUCAUGCAACAAUACCAUUAUCUGAACAGCGUGAACGGAACAAGAUAGCCUCGGCCAAGUACCGUAAAAAGAAACAACAGCUGAAUCAAGAAAUGUCUACUCGCAUAAACGAGAUGAACUCUAAAAUAAGCUCGUUAGAGACCGAGAAUACAAUGUUGCGGCGGCAGUUGGAGGAAGUAAAAGGGGAAAACCAAGAAUUAAGAAAUACCAUCGAUAAACUAAAGACUAAGCUAGCCAGGGAUAAGAUCUUCAAAAGAUUGGAGAGAGUUUCGGGGACAGGGAGAAGUCGAAGGGGGGCUGGCGUAAACGUUGUUAUGUCAAGGAAUGAAUAA
This is a messenger RNA of Paraglomus brasilianum, 888 nucleotides long. The record is from the annotation of a GenBank genome assembly. Lineage: Eukaryota; Fungi; Glomeromycota; Glomeromycetes; Paraglomerales; Paraglomeraceae.